Messenger RNA from Aspergillus tanneri, 1212 nucleotides. RefSeq lists its product as uncharacterized. The coding region runs from base 1 to 1212 and encodes 403 amino acids. The record is from RefSeq and is a predicted model, not a curated record. Gene Ontology annotation, molecular function: mRNA binding. Gene Ontology annotation, cellular component: mRNA cleavage and polyadenylation specificity factor complex. Lineage: Eukaryota; Fungi; Ascomycota; Eurotiomycetes; Eurotiales; Aspergillaceae. Gene Ontology annotation, biological process: mRNA alternative polyadenylation. The transcript has 3 exons.
AUGGCGACUGAAGAUGAUAACUUCGAUAUUGACAUCUACGGUGAUGGGGGUGGCUACAAUGCCAAUGAACAAGGAGAUUACAAACAUGAUGAUGAGACCAAACACGAUGACUCGGAGCUCAUUCUAGACGCGCCAGAAAAUACCCACAAUGGUGGCCCUCCACAAGGCGAUAGUACCAUUGAAGUGAAUGCGAGGCAAGAUAAUACCGAAAGUAUAAACGCAAACGGCGGACAUGUAACGCAUUCCGAGGUCAGUCAGCAGCAGGCCCCUAAGGAGAACCCGGCUCCUCCACAGGGUGUAAAGCGCAAGGAACACGAUGACCGCCCAACGGACCCUGAUGCGACGGCGGCUUUGCUUAUCUCCGACCUCUAUUGGUGGACUACCGAUGAUGAUAUUCGUGGUUGGAUUCGUGAAGCUGAAUGCGAGGAUGAGCUCAAGGAUGUAACAUUCAGCGAGCAUAAGGUGAACGGGAAAAGCAAAGGUCAAGCAUUUAUCGAGUUUAGCUCCCUUCAAGCCUCAACCGCCACCAAACACAAGAUCGAAUCCUUUAGCCUUUCUGGCCAGUCUGGAAGAAAAUAUACGGUUAAUUAUACCAACCCUCAACCGAACCCCUUUCGCACACUACCAAAGGAUGCUCCUAUGAGGAAGGAUAACCAGGCCAGGUCAAUGUCCGGGGGUUUUAACGCUCCAAACCAAAACAUGAACUUCGGUAUGAAUAACAUGGCAGGGGGUUUUCGAGGUGGCCGUGGAGGAAGCUUCAACCGGGGUGCUAUGGGUAAUAACAUAGGAAAUUUUGGUAACCGCAAUUUCCAAAAUCCUAUGGGUGGUUUCCAGAACCAGAUGGGUGGUGGCUUCCCCUCGAAUCCAAUGGGCGGUAUGCAAAACUAUGGGUUUAACAACCGUGGUGGUAUGAUGGGGGGUGGCAUGCGAGGUGGACCUGGAGGCAUGCGUGGGCGUGGUGGUGGUAUGGCUGGACCGAAUAUGAUGGGGAUGCCUGCCAUGAACCCCAUGGGCGGCAUGGGAAUGAAUCCGAUGUCUGGUGGAAUGAACCCCAUGAUGGGUGGUGGAAUGGGUGGAAACAUGGGUAUGCAAGGAAAAGGUGGUUUCCAAGGCCCCAAUCCAGCAUUUAACCAGGGGUUCUUUUCUCCCAACCAGGGAGUAGGAGAUGGAUCCUGGAAUCCGCAUGGUGCCAAACGCAGUCGACAGGAAUAA